Owenia fusiformis is the source of this 1393-nucleotide messenger RNA. Lineage: Eukaryota; Metazoa; Annelida; Polychaeta; Sabellida; Oweniidae. The record is from the annotation of a GenBank genome assembly.
AUAACAUCGGGUGAAACAUCUGAAGUAAAUUUGUCCCGGGAUCAUUAUUGAGUUGGAUUUCCACUGAGAUCAUUACGGACGUUGCUGUAGAGAAAGAGCUAGAAAGCAGAUUUAACAAGAGCUCCUCGACUGGACCAGAGCAACAGGUUUAAGAGACGUCAAGUAGGAUAUGACAGACAGACUUACUCAAAAAUCUACAAACACCACUCAAGCUUCAACAUCUAACAUUAAGAUGGGAAAGAUGUCAAGCAAACGACUUCUUCGGACCCCGAAAUGCGCACGCUGUCGGAAUCACGGUGUGGUGUCGUGUCUAAAAGGCCACAAGCGUCAUUGCCGAUGGAAAGACUGUCAGUGCACCAAUUGUCUGUUGGUGGUUGAGCGACAGAGAGUUAUGGCUGCACAGGUGUCCCUUCGCAGACAGCAAUCAACUGAGACGACUCCCCAAGACCAAUCAACUGCCCGAGCGAAAGUAAAGAACGCGGCCGCCAUUCUGCAACAGAGAAAGGCCCUGCAACGGAACUUGCGCAACCUUCAGCAACACACCCUCUCCCGACAAAUACUCCAAAACUACCAGACAAGACUGCACACACUUCCGCCCCCAGAGGCACUGCGAUCCGUGCUUCCUAUAAUCAGCGAGAGGAUGCGCAAACGACGGGCAUUCGCGGACAAGGACGUAGAGAAGGCAAUGAUGGAACGAGAAAGACAAACUAUGAUAACCGAUAAAAAGUCGUCUGCACCGUCCCAGGAUUCCCAGUUGUAUCCAAUCGUGUCGACGCUUAAAGCAAUGCGAUCGCGUCAAAACGAGAUGGUUGGAGCGCCCAAGGAGUUUUUACACAAACUGUUCCCCACACAUAAUCCUAAUGUACUGGAGCUAGUUUGGCAGGGAUGUGGGGGCGAUAUGGAGAAAGCGAUCGAACAGAUUGUUUCCACCACGCGCCAAGCAGCUGGGCAAUCAAGCGUGAAUAUGGGAAGGCAAGGGAUGCCUUAUACAUGCCCAAAUAUGGCAAUUAAGCUCCAAUAUCAAACGUUACACAAGAAAGACACCAAUAAAACUGCAUUCGACUCCCCCACACAUCCAGCCUUUGGCGGCCUACCUUUACAUUUAGUCUACCGCCAAUACGAACUCUACAUGGCGCAAAUGGCAGCGUCUGUCACAGCACGUGCACGCGGCAUGGCCCAAACUCAACCAAUACCUACAGAACUAUCUAGUCCAAAACAAUCACUAGCAGCUAAAGAUAUUUUAUCAGAGAAAUCUGCUUUCAAAUCAGUUACAAAAGGACACACUUCAGAUGGGAAAUCACCGAAGACAAAAUCCAAUCCAUCCAUCUCCUUUUCAGUGGAUUCUAUCAUGAACUCAUGACAAAAGGAUUAGUAAAUUGCUCUUAAAAUACAG